GAAGUCUGUGCAGUGAUACUGGUGAACUGGUGAAGUGGAAUUGAAAAUAUUUUAUCUUUAAUUACAUAGUUACUCACACCUUAGUGAGACAGCUCAUCGUGAUCAUCGGAUUUUCAGUGAUAGUUUUAUCAGCAUUUCAACAUUAAUUUACAGAGCUUCUGUGACGAGAUUAUUCGCCGACAGGAAGAGGAAUGAGCAAAGCUGACCUCUUUGAAAGACUGUCAUGAAUAGACGAUGUCUGUCCACUACAAAUUCAAGUCAGCGUUGUCAUAUGAUACCAUAACCUUUGAUGGUUUGCAUAUUUCAGUCAAGGAACUGAAGAAGCUUAUUCUGCAUCAGAAGCAGAUCGGGAAAACUACAGAUUUUGAUCUGCAAAUAAUAAAUGCCCAGACUGAUGAAGUUUAUGACAAUGAAAACACAUUGAUCCCAAAAAACUCUUCUUUGAUUGUUAGUCGGGUGCCUCUGACAAUACAACAAAAGAAAGCAUGGGAAAGAGCAGAAGCAAACCAGCCUCAACUUCCAUUAAUGAAGGGGCAGCCUCAGGAUGCUCAGCCAAACAGGAUGGUGAAGGGGUCAAAUCUAGCCACCUUGAAUGCAAGUGAAGAAGACAAAAUUCACGUCAUGAUGACUCAGUCAACUCAUGAAUAUGAUCCUAGCAAUUACAUGCGCAUACGUGGACAAAAUCAAAUGGGAGAUGUUCCUGCUUCUUACACAUGUCAUCGCUGCAAUAGGCAAGGACAUUGGAUCCAUGAAUGUCCCUCUACGGACGUGAAUAGGGAUGUUCGAAAAAGUACUGGCAUUCCAUUGAGUUUCAUGGUCCCUGUUGCUGACCCAACCCUACCUGGUGCUAUGAUUACUCCUGCGGGCCAUUUUGCUGUUCCUGCCCUUGAUCAUGAAGCUUACAAAGAAGUUAAAAAAGAACGUCCUCCGUUCCAGCCAGAGCCCGAAAAAGCUGUUGUGGAAAAGCCGAAUAUUCCGGAAGAUCUUGUGUGCUCAGCAUGUCAUGAUUUGUUGACUGAUGCUGUCAUGAUUCCUUGUUGUGGAGACUCAUUUUGUGAUGAUUGUAUCCGAAAUAUUCUCCUGGAAUCGGAAGAUCAUGAAUGCCCUGACUGCAAGGAAAAGGAUAUCUCUCCUGAAACGUUAAUCCCAAACAGAUUCUUGCGCACAGCUGUAAACAAUUUUCGCAAUCAAACUGGCUACAAUAGACAGAGGCCUAUUCAGCCAACCAAAACUGCUGCGCCAGUGCAAACGGAAGAAAGGCCUGUCGAGAGACCUCCAUCUCCAUCCAAAGAAGAGGAGACGCCAGCUCCUGAAAAUGACGACAAUGGUGUUGAAAUAGUUCACGAAGUUCCUAAUUUUUCCAAGUCAGAGCCAGCAGCAACUGGUCAAGCUAUUUCCUCCAUUGUGGGGCAAGCAGUGGUUGCGGAGAAAGGAGGCGAAGGAAGUCAAAUCAAUGUUGUAUCGAAUAGGCCAAGGCCUCCUCCUCACCUGCACCCAGGACACCAUCCACCGCAUCCAUCAAUGAACUACAUGCCACCUCAUCACCAUCAAACACAUGUCCCUCAGUCACACCAAUCAGUCCCUCCCAAUACCCACCCUCCCAGCACUGGUCCCAUUAUCCAUCAUGAAGUCAAACCUCCCCUUGGACGCCCCAAAGUGUUGUCCGCUGAUACUGAAAAGACUUCUAAAAGCCCUAAUUCUACUGUUCCUUCUCAUUACCCAGAGGCCACCCCAAUGUCUACUUCGGUCGUUCACCCUCCUGGUACUGAUAGCUCAAUCCGUCCGCCGGGCCAAGAUUCUCCACCUCCAGACACUGGCAUGAUCAUGCCGCCAGUUCAUCAACCCCCUCCGCCAAUUGAAUGGACCUCCUCCAGGAUAUUCUCUGCCCAUCAUACCAAUGCAGUACGGACCCGGACCACCUAGGCCUGGAAUGCCCAUGUAUUAUGAUAAAGGUAUGAGAAUGCCAGGAUAUCGAAGUAUGCAUCCCAGAGGUAGAAGUGGAAAGCCUUCAUCAUUCUCUAAUUACAGAUAUCCUACUCCACGUGGAGUUGUAUUGAAAGAAAAUGAAGAUCCACUGGCUGCUUUUGAAAGGCAUCUUGCCGAAAAAGAUGCCAGAGACAAGAAACGGAAGCAUCACAGAAAGAGGUCUAGGUCAAGAUCAUAUUCCCGCUCACCUGUCAGACACAAAAAGUCUCGAUCACCUAGGAAAGGCUCGAGGUCGCCCAGGAAAUCUUCUGUGUCUCCAAGAAAAAAGUCCAGAUCUCCAAGAAAGAAGUCUCGCUCCCCAAGGAAAAAGUCAAGAUCACCACGAAAAAACUCUCGCUCUCCGAGGAAAAUGUCUCGUUCACCAAGAAAAAUUUCUUUAUCUCCUAGAGAAGUUCGAAAAGGCUCUUUAUCGCCACGAGGCUCUCUACCUCCUCGAAAGAAAUCUCUUUCUCCCAGAAUGUCUCGCUCACCCAGAAAGCUUUCACGGUCUCCAAGGAAACUUUCUCGAUCCCCUAGGAAACUAUCACGCUCGCCAAGGAAGUCAUCCUUGUCACCGAGAAAGCGAUCACUGUCACCACGGAAAGUUUCACGCUCACCAAGGAAGCUGUCACGCUCUCCUAGAAAAAGUUCUCUUCCUCCUAGAAAACGCACUCUAUCUCCAAGAAAAAGCCCAAUUCCCCCAAGGAAAAUUUCUCGCUCCCCCAGAAAAUCUCGAUCACCAAGACGGAUAUCUCGAUCUCCUAGGAAAGCUUCUAGAUCUCCAAAGAAAUCUCGAAGUGUCUCAAGGAAGCUCUCCCCAAAAAAGAAGUCUCCAAUCAGAAAGAGAACCCGUUCACCAAUCAGUAGGAGGUCAAGGUCUCGCUCCUUUGAACGCCGGCGAUCUAGAUCGCGAUCAUAUUCGUUUUCUUUAAGCAGAUCACGAAGCAGAUCUCCUACCUCUCGGAAGUAUUCUCCCAGACCUUUGAAGCCGAAGCGAGAAAAUUCACUUUCUCCGUACUCUUUAAGGCACAAAGCACAAUCGUAUAGAGAUCGCUCACCCCCACCUUACAAUGAUUCUUUCAAUGAUCCCCCUUACGGUCGUGAGAAAUCCUUCCGUAACUCUCACUUCAGAGGAAAUUUCAACCGUGGUACACGUAGUGGGCGCCACACUCGCACAGGAAAUCAGUUUCAACAAUCCUCAUCUUACUAUCAAAAUAAUACCAUUCCUGAAGAGAACCAGUCCAGGUAUGGUGAUAGAACUCGUGGAGGCAAUUAUAGUCACUCGGAUACUCUCAACUAUAGUAACUCAAGGCGUUUCAAUGACACAAUUAGACCUCCAGGGGAGUCUGGAGACUACUAUGGUAGGGAUCCUGGUUUUGAUGAUAAUCCUCGAAGCCCACGUAGAAGCAAAGAACAGAUCAAAGAACCUGUGCAACGAAUGGAACACCGACAGGAUCGGAAUGAUCAUCGCGGAAAUCGAAAUUCUGAAUGGAGCACACGAGAAGUUGAAGCAGACUUCCGAGAUCGACCAUCUGACUAUGAGGGUAAAGUGUAUUCACGAAAAUCUGCCUCCCCUGUGCACAAGCAUUCUCGAGGACGGCAUGGUAGAGAUUUUGUUGAAGAUAAUGAUUAUAAAAAUGUGCAAGUGUACAGUGCAAGUCGUUAUCCUCCUGAUAACCGAGGAGUCAAUAUAAAUCAUAGUGUGCUAGUUGACGUUAAACGUGAACCUUCCGCCGAUAAAGAUUAUGAAAAAGAAAAGCGCUCAAAAGAUCGUGAGAAGGAAAGAGAAAAAGAGAAAGAGCGUGAAAGAGAACAAAGAGAGAAAGAAAAAGAGAAGGAGAAAGAGAAAGAGAAAAUUAAAGAAAAGAAAAAGAAAAAGUCUGAUACUGAUAAAAAAGAAAAGAAAAAGAAGAAGAAAGAGAAAGAUAAGGAAAAAGAUAAAGAAAAAGAAAGGAAGGAAAAACCAAUAGAUGCAGUGAAUGUUCCAGUAGAGAAUGAUGAUACGACUGUUGCUCCAGUAAUGGCAGAGGAUCAAUUGGAUGAGGAAACGCAGAACCUAGGAAAAGCUGAAGAAAGUUUCAAUAAUGAAAUGGCAAUUUCAGAAACAGAACCAGUACCAAAUACAGAGAAUACGUCUUCCACUGAAGGAGAGGAUUUAAAUAAGACUGAUGAAAAUGUACUAUUAGCAGAAGUUCCGGAAAAAUCUAAAUGGGAAUUAGAUGAAGAUUUACCGAUUACAGAAGACAAAAUGAGUGUAACUCAAGAAAUUGAUGAAAAUACACAAGGUGAAGAUUCAAAAGCUAUCACCUCCGAGGUUUUGAUGCGCGCUGAAAAUGUUAUAUUCCAACGAGGGGAUAGUAAUGCAAUACGCUCGAGUGGUGCACCCAGCAGUGGGUCCAGUAGCAAAAAGUCAAGCCCUGACACUGUCAAAGUACCUAAAGAAGAACAAGUCACUAAAACAAAAGAGGAACCAGUCCUCAAGAAGAAGGAGGAGCCAAUUGUCAAGAAAAAAGAGGAACCAGUUCCUAAGAAAAAAGAAGAGCUAGCUCCAAAGAAAAAAGAUGAAGCAGCUCCUAAGAAAAAAGAGGAAGCAAUCCCCAAGAAAAGAGAGGAAGCGAUUCCGAAGAAAAAAGAGGAGCUGGUCGUAAAGAAAAAAGAGGAAGCAGUCAUUAAGAAAGAGAAAGUAAAAGAAGAACCCCUCGUGAGGAAAGAAGAAGGUGAACUGAAGCUAUCAAAACAGGUCAAAGCCGUUAGUCUUCCUGGUGAGAAGACGAGGAGCUCAAGGGAGACAAAGAAGACAGGUCCUUCUUUUAAUGUCACAUUGCCUGCAAAAUCACCUGUUAAAGAGGUGAAAAUUGUACACAUUGAACCAGAGCAUAGAAUUUCUGCCAAAGAUCGAUUAGGCCCUAAAACCGAUGGUAGUGAUGAAAGUCUUAGAGCAGCCAAGCAUCAGAAAACCUGGGGCUCAGAUCGCAAAUACCUAGAGCAGAGGAUAGUCAUCCAUUCUGACCAUUCUGGUCCAUUUUUAGACAAAUUACCACAACUGGAGAAGAAAGUCCACCAUCAUCAUAGCCAUGACAGGAAAAAAAUCAAAGAUCGCUCUAAAAGUAAGUCACCCUCUCGCCAUAAAUUGAAAAAAGAGAAAAAAUUAGCUCGAGAGGAAGCAAAGAAGCAGAAGCAUGCUGCUAAAGAAGCGGGAAGCCGAGAAUUACACAAAGAGCUCAGCAAUCCAAAGAUAGAAGUUGACCGAAAAAAAUCAAUAACCAUAGACGAGUCGACAUUUGAGCCGGAUUAUGACGCUUUGUCACAUUCUGAGUCGGAGCUGGAGGUCCCUGGCGAGGAAAGGCUUUUAAUUCAUGAACCUAUGAUCAUUAAUGAGAGUGCCGAAGAAGCAGAAGAAGUAAUAUUAAAGAAACGAUCAAGAUCAAAGAGCGAUGAUGUUAGAGAAGCGCAAAGCAAAAGAGUAAAAGUGAUCGAGGUCGUGAAAGCUGCUUCCUCAGCAUCAUCUGAUUCUGAGUCGAGCAGUUCAAGUGAAUCUAGUGAAGAGGAGAAGGAGAAAAAGAAGAAAAAGAAAAAGAAGUCCAAGAAGAAACGCAAGCACAAAAAAAGGAAAGUAGAAGUAUCCUCUGAUUCAGAUGACUCGGAUGAUUCAUCUGAUGAGUCCCUUGUUGAGACAAAGAAGAAGCACAAGAAAAAUAAGAAGAAAACUCAUAAGAAAAAAUCGAAAAAAAAGAAGGCUAAAAAAUAAGUUUUUUUUAUUUCAUUUGCAGAUACUGUAAUUCUUUCAAAAAAUAUUACAGUUUUUCUUUUAAGAUAGUAACAAUGCAGGUCAACAAAACAGAGGCGCUCAGUUUUCAACCAUCAUUUUAUUUUCUGAGAAUUUUCCCCAUAACAACUUGAAUAAAUGGCGGACCCAAAUUUGAAACCUGGAUUUGAAUCAAAUUCAAUUCGUUUAGCGCCACCGAUUCUUAGUUUUUCCUGUAAAUAUUUUUUUAUAAAUGUAUUUUGUGCUCUCAAUCACCCUGUGGACUCGAAGUCUGAUCACAAAGAUGAUACAUCAGAAUAAAAAAGGAAGAAAUUGUUUCCCAUUCAUACUGCAUUUCACAUUUGUUUUGUUUCUUGCCCCAGAAGAUUUUUGUCUCCAAAAUGUAAGGAUCGAUGUAGGUGUUUACUUGAUAUGUGAGUUUUUAUUUGAUCUUUUUUUACUUGGAUCAGUUCCAAAGUAUUUUUUUUUAUCCUUUUUCCCUUUUUAAAUUCUAAUUUUUAUGAGACUGUGUAGGCAUAUCUAAGGUAUGCACACUCCUCUACAUCGAGCUUUACCUUUAUCAUCAAGACACUCAUUUGUUUGGAUUUUUGUCCGAACUUUAUCUUACUUUGGAUGCAAAACUGUAGGUUGUUCUACAUUAACUUUGUUUGUAAAGGCAGAAAGUAAAAAUUACCUUUUUUCUUUAUUUCACAAUGCUAUGUACUCCCCUUCAUUAUGUGAUCCUUUCCUCGCUGAAACUUCUAUUUUCAGACACUUUAGGAACUACUGGGUUUUCUUCUUUGUUGAACACUAACCUCCUGCCUUGAGUUUCCCCAGUCUGGCCGAAUUGUGUCUGAUUUUGCGAUUUUUGUAUUUUAUUCGUUUAUAACAAAAAUAAGUGAAGAAAUGAUUUUCUGAGUUGACCCAAGAUGUUAGCUAUUUUAGAUACUAGUACAGUUACUCUGGUGGAAAAUUCAGGAAAAACCAUAAUAACCACAAAACGAAAAAAGGAAUCUUUCUUUCCAACGCAUGUUUCCAACAAUGUAACAUUUCAGCCAGAGUAAUAAUGAUCACAAAACGAGAGUGCAUAAAUUAAUAACAUUGGUGACACUGCAAAAACGUGAAUCUCUGUUCGCAGCGCUGCAAACUUCCUGUCAUAAUUCAUACCCUAAAUGGUAAAAUACCCAGCAUCAUUCCUUGAAAACUUCCCUGAUCUUUUUGCUUCAUGUAAAGUACACUCUGUGGAAAUUUCAAGCAUUAGUGUUGGUUUCCUUCCCUUUGAUAAAAUAAAAUGAGGGCAGAGAUUUUGAAACACCAAAAAGGAGGUUUGCAUUUUUGCAGUUUCACUGUCAGUAACUAGUAUAUCACAAAAAAAUUUAAAUUCUCAAGAUUGAGUUGGACUCUAUUCCAAUUUUUUUCAGUCUAAAGCUUCAUCACUGCAAAAUUUUGGAUAGUCCGAGGAAUACAGUCAUCUGUUAGAGUAAAUUAAAUAAUUAAAAUGUAACACCUGUGUAAAAAUAUAUUUCCUGAAACGUAUCGAGAACAAAAUGAGAAUUUUCAAUUUUUUUAUGCGGUAAAAUUCAUUUUCAAGUGACAGUGUUUUAUGAAAGCAGUCAAUGAAAAUUUUUUAAUGUAUGCUUUAGUCAGUGCAAAUUUGCUUGUUCUGUAUAAAGAUUGAGGCUGUUAAGAAAUUGUAAAAUGUAAAUUAUUCUUGUAAGUGCAUUACUUUAAUAAUUUUUUUUUUUAAAGUUUCAAACUUUCUACACAUAGAGUAUAUGUCAUUUCAUAAAAAGUUCGAAUAAUAAUUGAAGGAUUAAAGUAUGCAUUUAUCGAGUCAAAGUGAAACAGGAGUAUCAUUUGUAAAAUUGUAAAAUAGGAGAAAGGCUAUUACUGUACGAGUGCAUGCAACAUGUUGACAAGAAUGAGCUUCGGUCUUGCUCUCUUUAACUGAUCUGACGGUGGACAUUAACUUACUAUUAGGCAGAAGAAAUUUGUACAUAUAUUGCUCUGUUUGUUUUUACACCUCUGUAUUUUGUUAGAAAGAGUUGAUUACAUUUAUCAAUAAACAAGUCUAAAUUCCUAAAA
Molecule: messenger RNA, 7795 nt
Organism: Bemisia tabaci
Lineage: Eukaryota; Metazoa; Arthropoda; Insecta; Hemiptera; Aleyrodidae
Source: RefSeq, a predicted model, not a curated record